AUGAACGUGGUGAAAAUCUACAAAGCUCUACAGUCUCUACAGUAUCUCAGUUAUGAUAGGACAACACUGACUACGCUAUCGCCGGCCAUAAGCAAAAUGAAAGCAACGAGUUUAUCAGCAUCUUACUACUGCAAGCAACAACCGAUUUCAGCCGCUGCCAUGACCAAUUUGGGCGGAAACAUGGUCUGGUGGACGAAUAAUGGAUACAAUCCAACAUCACAACAAGUACAAAAUCUGUUCAACACCGCCAGCCAAUUCCUUGAACAGUAUUGAUAUGGGUCAGAAUAUGCCGUUGCAGCAGACCAUUUUUAUGAUAAGAAGAUGAAGUCUAACCUCACUCUAAGCGGUGAUCAGCUUUCAGCUGAUACGAUGACAUUAGCCGAAUACAUCGUGACGCCAGCUACGGACGCUUUGCCCUGA
This is a messenger RNA of Haemonchus placei, 420 nucleotides long. NCBI's taxonomy places the organism in Eukaryota, Metazoa, Nematoda, Chromadorea, Rhabditida, Trichostrongylidae. The record is from the annotation of a GenBank genome assembly.